Molecule: messenger RNA, 714 nt
Organism: Protopolystoma xenopodis
Lineage: Eukaryota; Metazoa; Platyhelminthes; Monogenea; Polystomatidea; Polystomatidae
Source: the annotation of a GenBank genome assembly
GUCUACGUCUUCUCGUUUGAGCAUCGCACCAAUGCCCGGACCUGGCCUGAAUGGACCGGAGCCAUGCAGGGCUACGAGGCGGAGUACGUGUUCGGGGCUCCCUUCAAUGAGGCCUUCCAACAGCAGUUCUACAACUUCACGCCUGAAGAACGCAUGCUAAGCGAACAGGUGAUGCGGUUCUGGUCGAACUUCGCUGCCACUGGAUCACCGAAUCAGCACCCUGGCGAGUACCACACACGACAGCGUGACCUCGCCUGGGAGCACUACCAACCGAUGGCACAGCGCCGGAGUCGGCCCAACCCGGUGAACCCGAACCGAGGCGUUGGCGUUGGCGAUGUGCCCGAGUUCGGGACCACCACAGCCACGGGUCGGGCUGACGUCGGUGAAGGCGGCCAGGACUCGAGCCAGACGGUAAACCCGUCGCCGACGGGCUACCGAAGUCUCAGCCCCGUACCGCAACUCGACCCGAGCCGACGUCACAUGGUCUUCGACCUGCCCGGAGGACCACGCAUGGAGCAGAACCUGCGCAGACACGCAUGCACCUUUUGGCACGAACGGAUAACCUACCUGCACAGCCUCCUCUCCGCCAACAGUGAGUCGGCCUUGGGCACCAUCAGUCACUCUCUUGCAUCAACGGCGAAGAGGCGACUUUGUGGGCGACGUCACCUUUUGGGCGAAGAAGAGUUCGGCUUCGAGGGAGCUCAUGGUUUAUAA